AUGAUAGCAUAUUACGCACGUCUCCUGCUGAUAGUUUUCUUCAGCGCCGCCGACGCCUUCUUUGGCUUCGCCUUCUACUUUCGUUGGAACAAUUAUGAUCGUUUCGGAAAGGAUUUGGUGAAUUUUAGCUUCACUCACUCCAUGUUUGAGUUUUGGCUGUUCUCAAUGUUGAGAAUGGUCAUACUCUUGAGCGCAACUUUUGGAGUUAUUACUGACCCCCAAGACAUUCUACCGUUCAUCAAGAAAGUGAGAUACCCCAUGGGCGUCAUGAAUAUAAUUGUGGUCAUCUACACUUUGGCGAAAAUCAUGUUAUAUACUGAAUACUUGGAUGGCAACCAUGAUAACGAUUCUUGGUUCUUGACUUUAGGAGUUUGGACAAUGGUAGCGUCACUUAUUAUGUACGUCUUAUGGAUAAACAUUCUGCAAGAGACACUUUAUCCUCCUGAUAUGCAGAACCCUGAUGCUGUCAAAUUGAUCUAUAGAGGGGAAUGUGACGUGGAAAAUGAAAAAAUAGGAUGCAACCAAAAAGAUGAUCAUGCCAGUUAUGUCGGAGAGUUUGACAACGCGAACAACUCUGUCAAGUGGCAUGGCGUAUUUGUUCGAUUGGUGUUCUACUGUAAAGAAGACUGGCCGUUUCUUUUUUGCGGCAUUGUUGCUCUUGUAUGCGCUGCUGUUGGUAAAUCCUUUCUCCCAUUCCUGACAGGUCAGGUCCUUGAUGGGGUGGUUACUGGCAAGGACUCGGCAGAUUUCCACAAGACCAUAGUCCUGAUGACACUGGUCGCCAUAUUUGUUUCAUUAGGUGAAGGUCUCCGCAAUGGAUUCUUGAGCGUUGCUAUGGCAAGACUUAACCGACGCAUCACUAGUCGUCUUUUCGAUUCCAUCCUAAAGCAAGACAUAAACUUUUUUGAUGAAAAUGGAACAGGGGCGAUACUGUCGCGUCUGACAUCGGACACAAUCAUCAUGAGUGAUUCUCUCGGUGAAAGCGUCAGGGUAUCGCUUUGGAAGGUCUCUGUUAUCAUCACCAACACCGUAGCCAUGGUAAUAAUUUCAUGGAGACUCUUUGUCAUCACUGCCAUUAAUUUAAUUUUCCUAGCAGUCAUCUCAGACAACGUCGGAACUUACUUUGAUAAGCUGGCAAGGAAGGUCCAAAACGCUCUGGCCGAUGCUAACAUCAUAGCGGAAGAGACCAUUUCCAAUAUAAAGACUGUUCGAAGCUUUGCUCUCGAAACGGGCGAGAGAAGUACGUACCAUGACAAACUAGACACCGUUUAUCACCUGCGUAAGAGAGAGGCAGUGGUCAUAAGUUUAUCACAGGUGACAGUUGCGACUUGUAAACUGAUGGCGUCUGUAGUGGCCUUAUUUUAUGGAGGUCAUCUUGUUAUAAGUGGAAAGAUAACUGCAGGGGCAUUUUUCUCUUAUGUGUUGUAUCAGAAGAAAAUAGGAAGCAGCAUUGAGAGCCUGUCCGAUGGAGUUGCUCACCUAAUGAGAGCAGCAGGGGCCUCCAGAAAAGUGUUUGAACUGAUUGAUUCAAACCCUUUACCUAGGAAAGAAGGUAGUCUGAUGCCAAGAGAGUUAGACGGCCAAUUGGAGUUUAAGGAUGUAACAUUUGCUUAUCCAAGCAGGCAAUCUAUCCCAGUACUGAGAAAUAUUAGUUUUACUGCGUCUCCAGGAAAAAUGCUGGCCAUUGUGGGUCCAAGUGGCGGAGGAAAGAGUUCUUGCAUUGGGCUUAUACAACAUUUCUACCAGUCUAAAUCGGGAGAGAUUCUAUUGGACGGAAAUAACAUCAAGCAUUACAACAAUUUCUACCUUAAUAAAAAGAUUGCAUUCGUUGGUCAAGAAGCUGUUCUUUAUGCAAAAACCAUCAAAGACAACAUUUCUUACGGCCUUGAGAAUUGCAGCUUGGAACGCAUCCAUGACGCAGCCAAACUGGCCAACAUCCAUAACUUUAUCAUUGGCCUCGAGAUGGGUUACGAGACGGAAGCUGGCGAAAGGGGUGUUCGGUUAUCAGGUGGCCAGAAACAAAGGGUGGCCUUAGCCAGAGCCUUGGUAAGGAAUCCCCAGAUAUUACUCCUGGACGGUGCCACUAAUGCUUUAGAUGCUGAAAAUGAACACCAGGUCCUGGAGGCGAUCUUGAAAAAUAUCGGAUGCCUUACCAUGGUGAUCGUUACGAAUAAUCUAAGUGUCAUCGAGAAGGCUGAUCGCAUCGUCGUCAUUGAUGACGGCAUGGUGGUCGAGCAAGGUUGUCAUCAAGAACUCAUGAGUGCUAAUCGUCUUUAUGCGCACCUCCAACGCCAUCAAUUCCGGUGGAAAAAUAGUGAUAACGAUGAACAAUGA
Messenger RNA from Lytechinus pictus (painted urchin), 2334 nucleotides. Its product is annotated as ABC-type oligopeptide transporter ABCB9-like. Gene Ontology annotation, cellular component: mitochondrial inner membrane. Lineage: Eukaryota; Metazoa; Echinodermata; Echinoidea; Temnopleuroida; Toxopneustidae. The record is from RefSeq and is a predicted model, not a curated record. The transcript has a single exon. Gene Ontology annotation, molecular function: ABC-type oligopeptide transporter activity; ATP hydrolysis activity; ATP binding. Bases 1 to 2334 code for a protein of 777 amino acids. Gene Ontology annotation, biological process: oligopeptide export from mitochondrion.